Messenger RNA from Bufo gargarizans (Asiatic toad), 2436 nucleotides. RefSeq names its product prenylcysteine oxidase 1 (gene PCYOX1). Bases 27 to 1538 code for a protein of 503 amino acids. Gene Ontology annotation, molecular function: prenylcysteine oxidase activity. The transcript has 6 exons. Lineage: Eukaryota; Metazoa; Chordata; Amphibia; Anura; Bufonidae. Gene Ontology annotation, biological process: prenylated protein catabolic process; prenylcysteine catabolic process. The record is from RefSeq and is a predicted model, not a curated record.
AGGCUGCGAAGCGUUAGGGGGACGCCAUGCAGCUCUCAGCCUCCGUCCCGUGCAUGCUGACCGGCCUCAUCCUGUGCAGCCUGCGGGCUGCAGCCUUCCAGGACCUGCGGCAUCCACCCAACAGGAUAGCUGUGGUAGGAGCUGGCAUUGGAGGAACCUCAGCAGCUUACUUCCUGCGCCAGAAGUUUGGGAAGGAUGUCCAGAUUGACAUAUAUGAAAAGGGAGAUGUAGGAGGCCGUCUGUCAACUAUAGAGAUGGAAGGGAACCAUUAUGAAGCUGGGGGGUCAGUUAUACACCCUCUGAAUCUGCACAUGAAGACAUUUGUGAAGGAGCUGGGUCUCAAUGCUAUCUCACUGAGGGGAAAUCUGGUUGGAAUUUAUAAUGGAGAUGAGUUUGUUUUUCAAGAAAGUGAAUGGUUUUUGAUAAAUGUGAUCAAAAUGAUCUGGAACUAUGGUCUCAAUUUCCUGCGGCUGUACAUGUGGGUGGAAGACGUUUUGGACAGGUUCAUGAGGAUUUACCGGUUCCAGACUUUUGACUAUUCGUUCUCCAGCACAGAGUCUUUGCUUCAUGCUAUGGGUGGAGAUGAUUUCCUCACAAAGCUAAAUGUGACCAUCGAUGAAGCUCUGCAGAAAUCUGGUUUCUCUCAGAAGUUCAUUGAUGACAUCGUGGUUCCAGCUAUGAGAGUCAACUACGGACAAGCAGCUGACAUCAACGGCUUUGUUGGGGCAGUGUCUCUAGCUGGCACAGAUUCCGGCCUUUGGGCGGUGGAAGGGGGUAACAAGCUAGUCUGCACUGGGCUUCUUUACGCUUCAAAGGCCCAGCUUGUUCAGGGCACUGUUACCUCUGUGCAAGAGAAGGUUCGUCCUACAAAGUCAGGAGAUACAGUGAGACUGUACGAAGUGAAUUCUGAGACUGGCAGCGGGUCCGCACUACACUUGUAUGAUAUAGUAGUCAUUGCGACUCCACUCAAUAAGGAACUUGGCGAUAUUAAAUUCCUCGGUUUUGACCCACCAAUAGGGCAUCUCGCUAAGCCUUUCAAGCAGUGUGUGGCCACCUUUGUCCAUGGACGGAUCAACACGUCUUUCUUUGGUUGCCCAAAGCCAUGCCACUUCCCCGUCUCAGAUAUACUAACCACUAAUAAACCCAAUUUUUUCAUCUAUAGCAUUAGCUCAGUGUCUCCAGUAAAACCAGUGACUAAAUCUGAAAUUUCCAAAGCCUCUGAUAUCAAAGUGUAUAAGAUCUUCUCUCCGGAGCCCCUCACAGAUGAACAGCUGCGUUUCUUGUUUGAGUCGUAUCACGCAGUCAUAGUAAAGAAAUGGUUGGCGUACCCCAAGUACACCCCGCCGGAGAAGCUACCCCCUAUCAUACUGCACCGUGGCAUUUAUUACGUGAACAGCAUAGAGAAGGCAGCCAGUGCCAUGGAGAUGAGUGCCCUCUCUGCAAAGAAUAUUGCCCUUUUGUCUUACCAUCGAUGGUAUGGAAAAGAUGGACAGAUCGACCAGGAAGAUUUAUCAGAACGUCUCAAGUCUGAGUUAUAGUUUUUUUUUCUGCACUACUUAAUUCUCACCUUGAAGCCUGCCACGAAUGAUGCUGGAAGGGCCACCUCCACACUACUUUUUUUCUUUUCUUUUUUUUCCUCCAUAAACAAGUGACAUGACAUGAUCCUUUUUUUUUUUUUACUGUUUUAUUAACGGAAAUAAAAGUACAACCGCAUUAUACACAUUUGUAUACAUGAAAGUUUCAGACUUGUAUGAUCCAAUUCUCCUAAUACAGAAAACAAUAUAAACAGCAGAAAAGUAACUGUCAUAUUCUUAUCUCUGACCCGCUCUUGCAAUUCUAUCCGCCCCAUGUUACAUCAUUAAAAAUAUAGCAAUUUUUUAUGUGCACAUAAUUCCCAAUGCACCUACUGAGCCACGUCUCCUCGAGCCGCUGUUAUUGCUUGUCGCAGUCUCGAGGUUGAAUACACGGCUUGUGCUGCCCCAAACUUUGUCAAAUUUCUGUGUUUUAUUACGGUGUUUAUAUACCAGUACAAUGUAGGGUAGAAUCUGAUCAGGUUCGGUGUAUUGGGGUUAUGCCAUCUGAGUGCUUUACAUUUACGUGCCAUAAAUAGGGAUUCCCUUAGGAAUGUCGUCGUAUAAUGGUCCCAGUUAUCAUCGUUUAUUAUUCCUAACAGGCAGACCUCAGGAAUACACGGCACCCGAACCGGUAGUAAUGAGGAAAGAAGAUCAGUCACCUCCUUCCAGAAUAUAGCUAUCCAGUUGCAAUUCCAGAUCAUGUGCCAGAAGUCCGCCUCUUGUUCCCCACACCUCGGACAUGCAGUAGAUGACGCUAACUGGUGUUAGAUAUGACUGAUGAAUGAUGUAGAGUUGGAUUCUUUUAUUGUUUAUUGCUGGUGAUACUUGUAGAUGUGACUCCAAUAAAUCCGAUAUUAAUUCA